Dioscorea cayenensis subsp. rotundata (Guinea yam) is the source of this 2555-nucleotide messenger RNA. Its product is annotated as adagio-like protein 1. The coding region runs from base 122 to 1963 and encodes 613 amino acids. NCBI's taxonomy places the organism in Eukaryota, Viridiplantae, Streptophyta, Magnoliopsida, Dioscoreales, Dioscoreaceae. The record is from RefSeq and is a predicted model, not a curated record. Gene Ontology annotation, biological process: circadian rhythm; response to blue light. Gene Ontology annotation, molecular function: protein binding. The transcript has 2 exons. Gene Ontology annotation, cellular component: cytosol; SCF ubiquitin ligase complex; nucleus.
CUCUUCUCCCCCAAAACUCUCAUCCCAUCUCUCCUUCUCUCGAGCUCCAGCUCUCUCCCUCUCUCCCUCUCUCUCUCUCGCUCUCUCCAUGGGCUAGGGUUUUCAACACUAGGGUUCAGUGAUGGACUGGGACAGCGAAUCGGAGGACGUCUCUGCUGCAGCGUCUGCAGCCGAGGAGGAAGAAGAGGAAGGAUUCAUCGUGAGUGAUGGUGGGGUGCCGAUUGCUAUCCGUUCUUCAGCGCCGUGUGGACUGGUAGUAAGUGACGCGCUGGAGCCGGACCAUCCGAUCAUUUAUGUUAACACGGGGUUUGAGACCGCCACAGGCUAUCGCGCCGAGGAGGUGCUGGGACGGAACUGCCGGUUCUUGCAAUGCAGAGGGCCUUUUGCACAGAGGAGGCACCCUUUAGUGGAUUCUACAGUGGUUUCUGAAAUAAGGAGGUGCCUUGAGGAAGGUUGUGAAUUUCAAGGUGAUCUAUUGAAUUUCAGGAAAGAUGGUUCCCCAUUGAUGAAUAGAUUACGGCUUACCCCUAUAUAUGGAGAAGAUGAUAUAAUAACUCAUGUCAUUGGUAUUCAGUUUUUCAGUGAAGCAAAUAUUGAUUUGGGCCCACCAGCUGGUUCUGUAAAGGAAUCUAUGAGAUCAACCAAUCGAUUUGCAACUGACCAUGCGGCCUACCAACUUAUUUCAGCAGGGCAUGGGCAUAUUUGUCGUGAGUACUGUUGUAUCUUACAGCUUAGUGAUGAGGUGUUGUCUCAGAAAAUACUUUCGAGGCUGUCUCCAAGAGAUAUUUCUUCAGUUGGUUCAGUGUGCAAGCGACUUUAUCAACUUACAAAUAAUGAGGACCUUUGGCGAAUGGUUUGCCAGAAUGCUUGGGGCACUGAAACUACUCGUGCCUUAGAAACUGUAUCAGGAGCUAAAAGGUUGGAAUGGGGACGGUUAGCAAGAGAAUUGACCACCCUCGAAGCAGUGGCAUGGAGGAAACUGACUGUGGGAGGUGCUGUGGAGCCUUCUCGUUGCAACUUCAGUGCUUGUGCUGUUGGAAAUCGUGUUGUUCUUUUUGGUGGGGAAGGAGUUAAUAUGCAACCAAUGAAUGAUACAUUUGUGUUGGAUCUAAAUGCUAGUAAACCAGAGUGGCGGCAUGUUAAGGUGAGUUCCCCACCACCUGGUAGGUGGGGUCACACACUCUCUUGCUUAAAUGGAUCGUGGUUGGUUGUCUUUGGUGGAUGCGGAAGGCAAGGGUUGCUGAAUGAUGUUUUCAUAUUGGACUUGGAUGCUCAGCACCCAGCUUGGCGUGAGAUAUCUGGGCUGGCACCUCCACUCCCUAGGUCAUGGCAUAGUUCUUGCACCCUCGAUGGCACAAAAUUAGUUGUCUCAGGUGGCUGUGCAGAUUCUGGUGUGCUCCUCAGUGAUACUUUCCUAUUGGACCUCACGAUGGAGAAACCUGUAUGGAGGGAGAUACCGGUCUCUUGGAAACCACCUUCCAGGUUAGGGCACUCACUUUCUGUCUAUGAUGGGCGGAAAAUCCUGAUGUUUGGUGGUCUGGCUAAAAGUGGUCCUCUACGGCUGCGGUCAAGUGAUGUAUUCACCAUGGAUCUUAGUGAGGAUGAGCCUUGUUGGAGGUGCAUUACUGGAAGUGGAAUGCCUGGUGCUGGAAAUCCAGUUGGGAUUGGCCCACCACCCCGUCUUGAUCAUGUUGCAGUUAGCCUUCCUGGUGGUAGGAUUCUGAUAUUUGGAGGGUCUGUGGCCGGUCUUCAUUCAGCCUCUCAGAUUUACCUAUUGGACCCGACAGAAGAGAAACCAACCUGGAGAAUAUUAAAUGUACCCGGUCGACCUCCCAGAUUUGCAUGGGGACACAGUACCUGUGUUGUCGGGGGAACAAGGACCAUAGUGCUUGGGGGCCAAACCGGAGAAGAGUGGAUGUUAAGCGAGUUGCAUGAGUUAUCUUUAACAAGCUUCAUCCAGUGAAUGCUUUAUAAACAUCACCAUCAAUUGCAUCUGAGGAUAUAAUCAGUGGGAACAUCUUUUUGAAUGAGUUGCUGGGUAGAUCAAACAUUGGCAAUCCAUGGAAUAAGUAGAAUGGUGACUUUGUCCAAGUCCAAUUCCUUUGUGGACAGUCUGCUAUAAAUUUUCUUUCCACAGAUGAUAGUCUUGAUAAUGAUUAGGUUGUUCAUGGUCUGGGUGCUUGAUGUUUCCCUGUCAUGACUGUAAACACUUGCCAGUGAUUAGAUUGUGCGCCAUCGAAUUGUUAUCAGAUAAGUAAACAUAAUGGAUAUUAUCAUAAUUCAUAUAGCAUCUUUUGUAGCUUCCAGGCCAGCUGUGCGAUCGGUUUUUCUUUUCUUUUCCAAGGAAACAAUGCAGAUCUGUAUAUGUUUGAAAUUUGUCAGUCCUAUACCAUAUUUUCAGUUUUGUCCAAUUGGGUUGUUUGGAGUUAUGUAAAACGGUUGCCUAUCGUUUAUAGUCUUUGCUUGCAUAGUAACAACACUGACCUUCAUACAGACAAACAGAAUGUAUAUGUAUAUAUAUAUAUAUUAUAUUUAUCUCAGUCAACACUUAUGCU